Molecule: messenger RNA, 207 nt
Organism: Nezara viridula (southern green stink bug)
Lineage: Eukaryota; Metazoa; Arthropoda; Insecta; Hemiptera; Pentatomidae
Source: the annotation of a GenBank genome assembly
AUGGGAGAUGACCGUAAGGCCAGGUGGCUUCUAGAAGCAAGACCAGAAAGAAGGCGACCUCAAGGCAGGCCAAGGUCUAUGAAUGCAGACUUGAUUGAGAGAAUUGGCACAGUGAGAGGAAGCACCAUGCCGGAGAUGAGAAGGCUUGCACAGGUCAGGGACCUUCCUAAAAAUGGUGGAAUUGGCAAAAAAGGAGUGUUGAAAUGA